Molecule: messenger RNA, 4471 nt
Organism: Phytophthora nicotianae INRA-310
Lineage: Eukaryota; Oomycota; Peronosporomycetes; Peronosporales; Peronosporaceae
Exons: 1
Coding region: 1-4332 (1443 amino acids)
Molecular function (GO): protein binding; zinc ion binding
Source: RefSeq, a predicted model, not a curated record
AUGGCGCUGCCUCCUCGAGGUCAUUGGGAUGUGACGUAUCUAAGGGCCAAGUACCCGUGGCUUCGAGUGGAUCAACAAGCUCUAGAGGAGUUCCGCUCCCCCUUCGACUGGGUAUCAGACGAUUCGCGUCACUCGCCAACACGUUCAAAUGACGGUGGAAGUGACGAUAAAGAGCGAAUUCGUGCGCCGCGCCGAAGAAAGACUAAGCUAAAACCUCGAAACAGAAGUGAGGGUCAGCGAAGGCAUCGAGGAAAGAAGCGGGUGAAAGGCAGCGCGAUACAGCGAAACCAUGCCAGACUCUUCCCCCAGCAAGAAACUACCGGCAUUCCGAUGAAUAAUGCCCCAUCGACUGAAGGUUUUGUCAUCCCGCCGCUUGAUUUUUCAGGAGAUGGCUUGCCACUGAUGCCAUUAUUAUCAGCUUCAACACCGAUAAUUCUUCCUGGUCAGAAUAGCCUAGAAGACUCAGAUUCUGUGCUUGAAGUGCUGCAACAAGAUCACGACUCGCUCCUGCAAUUGCGACAGAAGAAGCCGAAAAAGCGCAAGAAGCAGACGAAUCUCCUAACACUGCGGUUUCCGUCUAUUACGCCGAAGUCACUGGGAUCUGUAUGUAGAUCAGGGUCCAUGAAACGGAAUUCAACUCAAACACUGCUCGACAAAUACUCGCAACAAAUAAAGCACCUGACUGAAGAAGAGCACAGACUAGAAGAAAACGUAAUGGCGCGCAUAUCUGAAGAAAAGGCCCGUCUCCCUCUUACGAUCCUCUUCGAGCGCAACCUCAUGCGGCGGUCGGACGCUCAACAAGACGGUCUUCGUAUCGUGACUGCGAUUUUUGCGAAACUCCAGCAUCGAAUCCUCUUCAACAGCUUCCUCCGAUGGAAAGAAUUCCUUGUAGCCGCUCAACACGAAGAAAGGAAACGCGAAGCUCUUCGUCAAGCUCAACAGCGUGCUGUGGCUCUCUUUGAACGAGUCUCCAGCGACGCUCACAUUGGGACACUCGCAAAUGGCUUCGAGCAAUGGAAAAUAGCUACGCACAACAUGAUCCAGCACGAGCGGAACCUCGCCGCCUCUGUCAUUCAGAACGCAGUGCGAGCUCGUCGAUCAAGACAACACUUGGAAUCGCUUCGUCGAGCAGCUCAAGCGCAGGAGUAUCGUCGAAAUCAAGCCAUACAAUCGCUACUUCGCUUCGAACACUACGGUACGAUGAUGAAGUGGAGCACUCUACGAAUUGGCUGUGACUUUACCAAGCAGACGCGUGCUGCACGAAAUAUACAGCUAUUUCUCCGUAGAGUGGCUGUUCGAAGACGUAUUGCUUGUAGAGUAAUGCGACGACAAGGGGCAGUUCGAAUCCAAACGCAGUGGAGAUCACAUCUAGCUCGACUAGAAGUUGAGCGUCGUCGAACAAAACGAGCCAUUCGCUUAGCUAUCGAGUGUAAAGCUGCCGUUCAAAUACAACGAGCAGCACGAGGUUUUCUAGGUCGAAAGAAGGCGUCUCGAAGGAAAAAUUGGCUAACGAAGGCGAAAUUUGCGGUUCUGCGUGUUGAAAUAUGGUGGAGACAGCAGUGGUUUCUAGCAAUGUUAAAUCUAAAAUUUAGAGCACGGAAGAGAUUAAUCGACGACGCUCGAGCUCGUGCUGCAGCGGAGGAAGUCGCACGAUGUCACUGGAGAUCGGUAUUAGCAGUACAGUGUGUGGUACGAGGCCUACUCGCACGGAAAGUGUAUGCUCGAAGGCUAAUAGCUCGUCAAAAGGUACAAGCAGCGGUGUUUCUACAGCGCUUCUGGCGUCGACGUCGUGGCUUAUAUGCAUUGGGUUUACGCUUUGCCGAGCGCCGCGACCGAAUUGCACAAUGUCGCUUGCAAUCUGCUAUCGUUAUCCAGUGCGCAUUCCGUUGUUCUCGGGCGAGAUACCAACGGUAUCUUCUUGUCGAGGAGAAGGAAAUGCGACGAAGAGCUUCGACUGCAAUUCAACGUCAUGUGCGCGGAAAAAGAGCUCGAAAUCUCUACCGACAAGCUCGACACGCGACGUUAGUUAUUCAAUGCAGUAUUCGCUGUGCUUUGGCGCGACGUCGACAUGCUCGACGACAAGCAGCAGUUCACACACUUCAGCAUUGGAUCAAAGGCGUGUACUCUUGUCGAGCUGCUCGUCACAUUCUCGAUCGAUUGCGAGUCGAAGCACAGCGACGAGAAGCGUCUAUUAUCUUCAUUCAGAAGCUAGUUCGUCAGCGCGAAGCUCAACAAACUGCUCGUUUGUUUCGUGAAGCUCUGAACAUUGUGAAGAUCGAACAACAGAGAUACUUUGGCAGCGACAGUGACGGUGUCGGCUGGACAACGCACCAGGCUUCGUCAGAGUUGUUAACAUAUGUGACUCAGCGAUUUCUCGAGGAUGAUUCUUGCUUUACAACCAAAGAGUUACGAUGGUUACGCGCUCAAGUUCAGGCUGGAUACGAACGUUUGGCUCGGGAAGAUCGCGCUGCUGUGUAUCUGCAGCGUCGAUAUCGAGGUUACGUCGCUCGAAUGGGUUACUGGGUCUAUCGACUGCAAAUGGAGGAACUACGUCGUCUUAAGGAGAAGAAAGCGAUUGUGAUUCAAAGUAAAGCAAGACGAUGGCUGGCUAAACGGUAUGUACGUCAUGUACGUGAACAGCGAAGGUUGGCUGAGCUCAAGGAGGAAUAUAUUCGAGAACGCAAGCGCAAGGAGGAGGAACGAGUCUGGAAAGAACGGUAUGAUCGAGAGCAGAUGGAGCUAUGUGUGCAGCGAGCACAAGAAGCUGCAAACCAGAUUCGAGAAGCCCGAAGAGAAGCGGAUCUGGCUCGAGUAAAGGCUGAAGCAGCUGAAUAUCGUGCGAAGGAACUAGCUGCGGAACGUGAGAUUGAAGGAAUGUUGAAGAAUCCCGUGAUUAAAGAGAAUGAUGACAAGAAAGAAGAGAAUAAAGAAAGAGACGAAAAGGAUCCAUGGAUUACACUCAAAGAUGAUUAUGGUAAUGUCUACUAUUACAACGAGAGUACGGGGGAAAGUAGCUGGGAUCCUCCUCCAAAGAGACCAAAGACGCCAGAAAAGAACACAGAUGAUAUCUCGAUAGAGCAAGAGAGUCCAAAAGAAACAAAAGUGGAAGAGAUUGACCCACUCGAGGAAGUUCUCCGCGAGGGAAAGUGUAUCAAAUGUCAGCAAGAUCAAUCGACAAAACGAUGUUUGGACUGUGAAGAUAACAAACGAGCGUUCUAUUGCACCUCGUGUUUCAAACAUCAUACUAGUUCGAGUGAAGAAAGCACGGUUUUAAACGAGGUUAAGCACGACUUCGAGGUCCUUCCUGAAGCUGCAAUAAUGCCUGCGCGAUGUGAGUCUGGGAUGGAAUGUUUAGUAGACGAAGACUACCCACCGAAGGUCUCAAAUAACCAAGAGCCAUUACAGAAGAAUCUAGCUGCAUACUACUGCUACGACUGUCCUACUAUGACAACAUCAGGCUGCUUCUACUGCGAAUCGUGCUUCGCUCGUGAUCAUCAGACAGCCAAGAAGCUUCGACAUGUGGAGAAGGCGCUACGAUUCCGUCGAGGAGCUCUGUUAUGUUGUGAUUGUGGUCAUUCUCUAGCUGUCCGACAGUGUGAGUCUUGUGGGGGUGACAAGUUCUGUGAAGCGUGUUAUACCUUGUCACAUACAGGAAGUCAACGUCGCAGUAUGAACCACACUUGGGCAGCAUUGGAUGUGCUUCGAGAUCUACUGGAGACGGAGACAGACACUUAUUGUGUGGAAUGUGACGUCCGUGCUAGCUCUAGACUCUGUAAUCUUUGUGGAGAUGGUUUGUGUGACGGAUGUUUUGACAGAACUCACGCUAAAGGCGCUAAACGUCGACAUACCUGGUUGCCGUGGUCUGUUGCAGCUCAAACGGGCGACUGGAUCGAGAUCAAGGACGAGAAAACUACAAUUUUCUACAACGUCGAAACGAAAGAGUCAACAACCGAGAAACCUAAAGUUCUGCUCUCCGGUGAAGAGCGACAUCGACUUGUGCUCGCUGAACGUGAGCAGCUACAACGUCGUCGACAAGUUGAGCUUGAAAGUGAAGUGGUUAAACUCAAAGAGCAACUGCGCGAGCUCCAAAAUCGGCCGGAAAGUCGAAGUCAAAGUCCAGAAAGGAGCGUCGAUACUAAUCCCAGUAAAUAUCCACCAAAACGUGGUGUUCUAAGUAGAAUGUUCAGUCGGAAGGCUACCCCUGGAACACAACAACGAGUUGAAGAUCUUACGAAUCCAGUACAAGCUGGAAAACAACUGGUUAGUUCGACUGGACAAGUGUCGACGCAGGUGGGAGGACUUCCAAGAGCCAACGAACCACGACGGCUGUAGCAGUGUCCAUGAAGCUAUUUGGCAGAACAAGCAGUGAAGAAGGUGACGCAUGAAGCUAAUGGAGAAGGCGCUCACGCUCUCGUUCAAUCAUCAAGGGAUUGACCAACAGUGGAUGCAAGGCCAAUUUUUGGAACCGAGA